AUGACAGGCUGCUAAGAUGUUAAUGAAUUUACUUUAAAAAUCACAGAUUAAAAUAUGGAUCUUCUCCAAAUUACUAGAGAAGUUGUAUUAAAUUUAAACCAACAGAUAAGAUUUAAUAUUACUUUACAAGAAUCUAUGCCUUAGUACCCAAAUGUAAAGAUUCAUAGAGGUAAUCAUUUAGUUUCUUUUGAUGCAAUGAUUAUAUUUCCUAACAAGUUUGUUUACUCCCAUGACUAUAAAGUAAUAAAUGUAGACGUAGAUUUUUGUUAUAACCGAUUAAAAUUCUUAAAUCAACCUACUCUAAAGGAUAUGAUCUAUGUAAUAGGUUAGGAUCCAAUAGAAUAAAAGAUUGAAAAACAUAUAUUUACUCCUGAAAAUUGCAAAUAAAUCAAAUAUCAAAUGGAAAUCUAAGGGGGAUUUAAAAUUCCAAAUUGCAUAUAUCUUGAUUAGUAAUCCCUUUCAAUUAGAAUUCAUUGUAUGAACUAAAUUCUAGGUGGUUAAGAAUUAAUUAUGAAAGUUGGUUACGAAAUCGAGAAUAAAUUAGGUAUUUGCUAGUUAUUUACUAAAGUUAAAAAAGACUCACUUGAAUUCGAACCAGAAUUAGGUUUUACAGGGACCUUCGAAAUAUCUGUAAUUUUAAAAGACAAGAAAAAUUCAUAUGCUAUGAGUAAAUAUACUUUCAAGGUAAAUGUGAUUCCAAAUUAAGAUUAAAAUGAAACAGAGAUCAAAAGAAUCUAAUCUAUAAAGCAAUAUGCAAAGAGCUACCUUAAAGCUAAAAUCAAAAGAGUGACCAAUAUUGGAUAAGAGUUUGACUUUGUUAAAGUAGUAUUUUUGAAGGAUUUUUAGUUUAUAUCAUCUGAUAAACUUUUUAUAAUACCUGAAUUGUAUGAAAUUAAAGGAACUCUUCCACCUUAAGUUAGUUUGGGUAUUUUUAACAUUAGUAAUAAUUUUACAGAAUUCAUUGGAAUAAAUAAUGCAAUUGGCGCUAGUAUCCAAUACACUAUGACUACAGUAUUUGGUACUAAUUUGCUUCUCAAUCUUUUCUUGUAAGGUUAUUGUUUACAAUAAACUAUGAUUCUAGGAGUUAGUCAAUGCAAUUAUUAUGGGGUAUGA
Molecule: messenger RNA, 1113 nt
Organism: Stylonychia lemnae
Lineage: Eukaryota; Ciliophora; Spirotrichea; Sporadotrichida; Oxytrichidae
Source: the annotation of a GenBank genome assembly